Pocillopora damicornis (cauliflower coral) is the source of this 2929-nucleotide messenger RNA. RefSeq names its product hemicentin-2. Gene Ontology annotation, biological process: cell-cell adhesion. Gene Ontology annotation, molecular function: cell adhesion molecule binding. The record is from RefSeq and is a predicted model, not a curated record. Lineage: Eukaryota; Metazoa; Cnidaria; Anthozoa; Scleractinia; Pocilloporidae. Gene Ontology annotation, cellular component: plasma membrane; cell-cell junction.
UGUUACCGAGGGAAAAUUGCUAACCUUCCAGUGUGCUGCCGCUGGAAACCCAACUCCAAAGAUAACGUGGACUAAAAAUGGAAUAACUAUGACUGAAGGAGACACACUGAGUUUUAGACCCAAUAGAACUCAAUCUGGAAAGUACUGGUGUUCUGCAGAGAAUGGGGUGAAAUCUGCUGUCAAUGCCAGCGCCAAUCUUGAUGUCCAGUUUCCACCAAGCUUUGAUUCAAGACCAACAAAUCAAACUGUUAUUGAGGGAACGAAUACAACUUUUCAUUGCACUGCCACUGGGAACCCAACACCAACUAUAACGUGGAUGAAAGAUACAAAAUCUGUGGCAGAAGGACAAACUCUCAGCUUUGAAACCAGCAGGAAUGAUUCUGGAAAAUAUUGGUGUUUGGCCACGAAUGGACUUGGUGAAUCUAUCAAUACAACUGUCAAUCUUGAUGUACAAUACCCCCCGAGUAUCAUUCUCAAGCCAUCGGACAAGAUUGUUGCAGAAGGAGACAUGGUAACCUUCCAGUGCGCUGCCACUGGGAACCCAACUCCAAAGAUGACGUGGACUAAAGAUGGGAAAACCGUGGCUGAAGGAGACACACUGAGUUUUAGAACAAACAGAACUCAAUCUGGAAAAUACUGGUGUUCGGCAGAGAAUGGAUUGAAGCCUUCUGUAAAUGCCAGCGCUAAUCUUGAUGUCCAGUUUCCACCAAGUUUUACUUCGAGGCCGAGCAACCAAACUGUUAUUGAAGAGACGAAUGUAAGUUUCCUUUGCACUGCCACCGGGAACCCAGCUCCAACUGUAACGUGGAUGAAAGAUGGGAGUUCUGUGGCUGAAGGACAUACCCUCAGCAUUGAAACCAGUAGAAACGAUUCUGGAAAAUAUUGGUGUUUGGCUGAGAAUGGACUGGGUGAAGCUAUCAAUACGACGGUCUAUCUUAAUGUACAAUUUUCACCGAGUAUUAUCAUCAAGCCAACAAACAAGACUGUAGCUGAAGGAGACAUGGUAGCCUUCCAUUGUGCUGCCACUGGGAACCCAACUCCAAAGAUGAUAUGGAUUAACAAUGGGAAGACUGUGGGUGAAGGAGACACACUGAGCUUUGAAACAAACAGAACUCAAACUGGAAAAUAUUGGUGUUUAGCAGAGAAUGGACUAGCGUCCGCUGUCAAUGCUAGCGCAAAUCUUGAUGUUCAGUUUCCACCAAACUUUACUUCGAGACCAAGCAACCAAACUGUUAUCGAAGGAACAAAAAUAAUAUUUAACUGUUCAGCAACUGGGAACCCUCAUCCUGACAUGUCAUGGCUUAAGGAUGGAAAGACUGUGGCAGAAGGCGACACUUUGAGCCUUGAAACCAGCAGAAAUGAUUCUGGGAUAUAUUGGUGUUUGGCUAAGAAUGGAGUGGGUGAAGUUAUCAAUGCAACUGCCUAUCUCGAUGUACAGUUCUCACCAAGUAUUAUCACCAAGCAAACAAACAAGACUGCUAUUGAAGGAGAUAUGGUAAGUUUCCGUUGUAAAGCCACCGGGAACCCAACUCCCAUGAUAUCAUGGAUCAAAGAUGGAAAGACUGUGGCCGAAGGAGAUACUCUGAGCUUUAAAACCAACAAAACUCAAUCUGGGGAAUACUGGUGUUCAGCAGCGAAUGGUAUGAAGGCUACUGUGAAUUCCAUUGCCAAUCUUGAUGUCCAGUUUCCACCAAGCUUUACUUCAAGACCAACUAACCAAACUGUUAUCGAAGGAACGAACACAACCUUUCACUGUGCUGCCACUGGAAACCCAACUCCUAAGAUGUCGUGGCUGAAAGAUGGGGAAACUGUGGCUAAAGGGGACACAUUGAGUCUUCAAACCAACAGAAGUGAUUCUGGAAAAUAUUGGUGUUUUGCGGACAAUGGACUGGGUGAUGCUAUCGAAACGACUGCUCAUCUUGACGUACAGUUCCCACCAGCUCUGACUGUUACUCCUACAAACUUAACUAUGGCCGAGGGUCACAAUGCAACUCUCCGCUGCUCAGCUGCGGGGAAUCCCACUCCAACGAUAACAUGGAUGAAGGAUGGUCAGACUGUAGCUACAGGAAGAUCACUUACUUUAGAAGUUAAGAAGGAAGAUUCUGGAAUAUACUGGUGUAUUGCGGAUAACGGUUUGAGAGUCACGGCCAAUGCUAGUGCUUUUCUCAACGUUCAGUUCUCAUCUGGUUUCACUACGCUACCAUCUGACCAGACUGUCAUGGAAGGCGAAGAAGUGAUAUUCCAUUGCGCUGCUAAAGGAAACCCAAUGCCUAGAAUAACUUGGACAAAGGAUGGAAAUAUACUGGCUUCAGGAAACACUUUUAAGUUUAGAGCCCGUAAGAAUGAUUCCGGAGAAUACUUUUGCUUGGCUGAGAAUGGAGUAGAACUAGCCAUCAAUGCAAGCGCCCAUCUUGAUGUACAGUAUGCACCAAGCUUCGUGGUCAAACCAACGAACAAAACCAUUACUGAAGGUAGCUCGGUGGUAUUCACUUGCGAUGCCACUGGAAACCCAAUUCCAGAGAUUACAUGGUUUAAGGAUGGGGAGACUGUUGCUAAAGGAAAGAAACUGAUGUUUGUUACCAAUAGGAAUCAAUCUGGAGAGUACUGGUGUUUAGCUGCCAAUGGGUUAAAUGUGACUGUCAAUGCUAGUGCUUCUCUUGAUGUUCAGUUUCCACCAAGUUUUACAGCAACACCAAGCGAUCUGACUGUUCGAGAAGAUAGUGAAGCAAGAUUCCAUUGUUCUGCCUCUGGUAAUCCAACCCCUGAGAUAACAUGGAUGAAAGAUGGGAAGACUGUGGCUCAAGGAGGUGUGCUGAGGUUUUCUGCCAAACGAAAUCAGUCUGGGGAAUAUCAAUGUUCAGCAGAUAAUGGACUAGGUGUGAAUAUCACCGCUAGUGCCUCUCUUGAUGUACAAUGUAAGUUGACGUAA